UAGUUAUUACACAAUCAAAAUAACACAAGAUGCGCAGAGAUGUGUGAUUAUCGUAGCAUAAGCUGUAUACUGUAGUCUGUAUACUGUAUGUACAGGUAGAAUUGCCUGCACAUUUUGUUUAUUGAAUAUUGAUUAGCGCUCGCUUUUAGAUGAGCUUUUAAUAAAAAAGCUCAUGAUGCCGAAAAACAUGGCGCAGCUUUUCUUCCUAUCUGUUAUUGCAGCGUCGUUGGUUUUUUAUCCUUUUGCACACAGUUACAAAGAAGGCUGUGAAAACCGGUUCUUCCAUUGCACUGGCCACGAUUAUUUUGGAAACACUUCAUUAGCCGAAGUAUUAGCUGCUCCAUGGCCGAUGACGGACGAAUACAUUAACACGCAUCGUCCAUUAGCCGAAACGUUCUGCCGGGGAAUCAACGAAUCGGCACACUGCUUUCGUGGCUUGAAUCAAGAUUGUCCGGGUAUUUUUGAACACCUUCAGCUCAAUAAGGUGGGAAAAGGAUGGUUCCAUGCCGAGUUUCUCAGUGCAGCGGCUAAACUCUGUCAGCUGCCGCGUGGCUCUCUUCCGUUUACCCGCGCUAUGGUGGACUGCAGCAAGAAAAGUUCGGGGUUUGGACAGAGAGUUUUGAACUUUGAUUGGAACCAUUACGAAGACAUCUCUCCUAAUGCUACCGCUGCACAGCAUAAUUUGUGCGAGGUUUCUCAGUUGUUUAUGGAGCGCUUGAAUGGCACGGCGGCACGGACAGCGUUAGUGGAGAAAUGUGGAGAGACAUCAGUCGAUGUACUUGUGGACGCGAUGAAAGAUAUGCGCACUCUGCACUGCUUCAGUUAAAUCCGGCGCAUCAUCUUUAUGUUGCUUUCAUAUCACAUGCCAGAUGAUGCCACCGAAUGCCACCCACAAGUUUCUAAUCACCCUCAUUCGAAAAAUUUUCAAAAGUUGUUUAAAGCGUUUGGCAUACGCUAUUAUACGGCGGUUGGUCGUACACCGGUAUGCUUAAUCAUACUAAUGGCUUGAAUCCUUAAGUCGUUUUGUAAGCGUUUACUUGGCUUAUAACUGGAAACCAAAAAUAUGAUUAUCCUUUUAAUUUUUAAUGAUUCAAGGAACUGCUGUUCAUUAAUGAGAUAUUGGGAAUAAAAUCACUAGAAUAUCAUCA
This is a messenger RNA of Paramacrobiotus metropolitanus, 1148 nucleotides long. RefSeq lists its product as uncharacterized. NCBI's taxonomy places the organism in Eukaryota, Metazoa, Tardigrada, Eutardigrada, Parachela, Macrobiotidae. The transcript has 3 exons. The coding region runs from base 173 to 826 and encodes 217 amino acids. The record is from RefSeq and is a predicted model, not a curated record.